Candoia aspera is the source of this 1964-nucleotide messenger RNA. RefSeq names its product TNF alpha induced protein 8 (gene TNFAIP8). Gene Ontology annotation, molecular function: cysteine-type endopeptidase inhibitor activity involved in apoptotic process. Gene Ontology annotation, biological process: regulation of apoptotic process. The record is from RefSeq and is a predicted model, not a curated record. The transcript has 2 exons. The coding region runs from base 82 to 678 and encodes 198 amino acids. NCBI's taxonomy places the organism in Eukaryota, Metazoa, Chordata, Lepidosauria, Squamata, Candoiidae. Gene Ontology annotation, cellular component: cytoplasm.
CUUUUCUUCUUUUGAGAAGUUCAUUUUGCUGCCUCUCAAACAGGCACGUCAUCUAAAUCUUCAAAGACUUAGGCUGAUACCAUGGGUUCCGAAGCAGAUGAUUCUAAAGAAGUGGCGACAGAUGUCUUUAAUUCCAAAAGUUUGGCCAUUCAGGCCCAAAAGAAAAUUCUUGGCAAAAUGGCCUCCAAAUCAAUAGCAACUGCUCUGAUAGAUGACACCAGCAGUGAUGUGUUGGAUGAACUCUACCGAGUGACAAAGGAAUACAUACAAAACAAGAAGGAAGCUGAGAAGAUAAUUAAAAAUCUCAUUAAGACUGUUAUCAAAUUAGCAAUCCUAUACCGGAACAAUCAGUUUAAUCAGGAAGAGACUGUACUCAUGGAGAAGUUCAAAAAAAAGGUUCACCAGUUGGCUAAAACUGUGGUGAGCUUCUAUCAAGUGGACUAUACCUUUGACAGGAAUUUUUUGUCAAAACUGUUAAACGAGUGUAGAGAUCUACUUCAUCAAAUAAUUCACCGUCACCUGACAGCAAAAUCUCAUGGACGUGUCAACCGUGUGUUUGAUCAUUUCUCGGACUGUGAAUUUUUGGCUGCCUUAUACAAUCCAUUUGGAUCUUACAAGACUCAUCUCCAGAGGCUUUGCGAUGGUGUCAACAAAAUGCUAGAUGAAGGCAAUAUUUAAUUGCAUCAGUAUCGGUGGAUUGUAUAUUCAUAGGCUGAGGAUUGAUGGUGGUCUUAGGGAGUCAAUGAAAAAAUGAAGAAAGGCUAGAUAGUGUUAUGUUGGUGGUAAGGAAGUAUUUACGAUCAAUGGAUGCGCUGAAAAUUCUUCAGCAGAUUGACUUAUUUAUUUGGAAUGGCCUAUUGCUGUUUCCAUUUUUUGGUAAUACUAUGCUUUAAAAUACGGAUUAAUGAAGCCAUAAAACAGGACUACUCAAGUGAAACAGGAUUUCAUAAAAUAGGCAGGGAUAAUGAAACGUCAUAUUCUAAAAGUGUAAGCAUUUUCCUAAUCUGCUAUGUUCAGAUUGUGCCUGUGCAUACUUGCAGAGAGCUGCGCUACCUAUGUUGAGUGAGUUUUAAGACUGAACAGGUUUAACAAAACCCUUUUUUCCCCAAUUCAUUUAAAACUGUCUGCACUAUACACAAAUGUUUAAGUGACAUUGUCAUAGUUACACUAUUUAAACAGUUAACUGGCCCUUUGAGCUGUAGACCUUCAUUUUUUAAAUGUUCAGGGCUUCCACUAGGAAAUAACUAAAGUGGUGUGAGCUGCUAUCUCCAUCACUGAUAAUAUAGUCUUAUAUAUAGUUACUCUCCUCAAGGUAUUCUUGGAAUAAGCUUCCCAGGAGAAGAAACUAUUUCACACAAUGUGCUUCUGAGAAGCCCUGAGCUAAAUUUGUACUUCUAGGGCAAUAACACUGGGCUUCCUUUACAUGGACCUUUCUUAAUCAUCUUUAUGGUUUGAUUUCUUCAACUAAAGAAAUAAGAAGAAAAUAAGUUUUGUAUUACUUAUCAAUGUGGUAUAUAUUUGACAAUCACUGAGGAUUUACAGAUGUGCCCCGCAUCCUACCUAAUAGCACAAUGUCAUAUAUAGUGAAAAGUAUCAUUACUUCUGGUUACAUUUUGUAGAAAAAUGUGCUUCCAAGUGAAAUUGUUCAAGAAAGAUGAAACUGGAAUGUGUAUGUCAUCCAUAUAUAUGUAUAUUUCUAGAACAAGGUGACAGAAUGCAGUGAUCCUUAGAAAAAGAUAUGGGUAGUAAUCUGAAUCUAGAAACUAUUAGUCUGUGAACCAAAUGUUUAAUAAUGUGUAAUUUUGUUUUAUUCAGAAACCAAUGUAUAUGUAAUGUAGGUUAAAUAUAUAGCAAAUAUUGGAAAAAUAUAUUGUAAGAGCUUAAAUAAGUUUGUUUAAUCUUUGGACUAUUGAAAAAUGCUGAACAUGUAAUGCUUUAUACUUCAAGCAACUGGUUGAAAACUU